Molecule: messenger RNA, 1824 nt
Organism: Chaetomium fimeti
Lineage: Eukaryota; Fungi; Ascomycota; Sordariomycetes; Sordariales; Chaetomiaceae
Product: ribosomal protein S5 domain 2-type protein
Exons: 2
Coding region: 218-1411 (397 amino acids)
Biological process (GO): U5 snRNA 3'-end processing; nuclear polyadenylation-dependent mRNA catabolic process; TRAMP-dependent tRNA surveillance pathway
Cellular component (GO): nuclear exosome (RNase complex); cytoplasmic exosome (RNase complex)
Molecular function (GO): mRNA 3'-UTR AU-rich region binding
Source: RefSeq, a predicted model, not a curated record
CCCCACAUCAGCCUCACAGCGCCCCUCACCUCCAAAAUUUCAGCACCGCAACCCCAAACAGGCCAAGCUGCUGAACAAAGCUCCCAAACCAACCAACGAGGGAGGAAAGCGACCACUUUUCCCAACCGACGGACAAUAAUUUCGACCUUGACACACAUGGCGUGGGGAAAGGAGUAAAAAUAAAUUAUAAUAGAACAACCCCGAAAAACAAGCGACAAUGGCAUCCAGCCAACACGUCCUCCUCUCGCCCGCCGAGCUUGCCUACCUGCACGCCUCCCUCUCCCUGACCCCGCCUAUCCGCCCCGACGGCCGCUCCCCGACCCAGUUCCGCCCGCUAGUUGCCGAGACGGGCAUCCUACCCGGCACCAACGGCAGCGCCAGGAUAUGCUUCGCCGACGGCACCGAGGCCAUCGUCGGCGUCAAGGCCGAGGUCGAGAGGACCGCCCAGCGACCGGGGGAGGAUACUAUCUUUCUUGAGGAAGGUGGUGUGGAGGGGGGUGAUGAUGCUGAUGGGGAUGGGGAGGCGAGAGAGGGUGUGGAUAAGAGGAAGGGGGAUGCGGCGUGGGUGGAGAUGACGGUUGAGAUCCCCGGGUUGAGGGACGACGAUUCGGGGACGGCCUUCCUAUCGGCCAUGCUGAGUGAGGCGCUGCUUUCGGACGGGGAGUUUGCGAAGCGCCUGUGGAUCAACCGACGCUUUCACUGGAAGCUCUACCUCGAUAUCAUCCUCAUCUCCCCGCCCCUCUCCUACCCCCUCCCGCUCCUCUCCCUCACAUCCCACCUCGCCCUCCUCUCGACCCGCCUCCCGCGCCUCAAAUCCGAAGGUGACGAAGACCCCUUCUUCGACGACGACUGGGCGGCCGCCCCCUACCUCUACCCACGCACCACCCCCACCACCACCUCCUCCACCUCCCCGACAACAACCACCGCCGCAACCCGCCCACCAAUAACCCUCCUCGUGAUGGCCGUCGGCAACAACAUCAUCUUCGACCCCUCCAAGGAAGAGCUCACCGUCGCCGACGUCGCCCUCGCCGUAUCCGUCACGAGCACCGCCUCCUCCACCUCAAAACCCCACACCGACAACGCAGACCUAAAAGAACCAGACACAGAAGCCGGCCGCAACUUACGCCUCCUCUCCAUCCGAACAAUCGACCCACCCUCGCGGCUAACCCCGCCAGGCGUCGCCAACGCGGCGAACGCGGCCUACGGCGCGAAUAACGGCGCUGCGACGGGGGCCACGCAGAAGAUGCUGGAGGCGCAGACCGCCGAGACGGAGGCCGUCGAGGGGGUGUGGAAGGCGCCGCGCGGCGGGGCCAAGAGGAGGGUGCUCGGGGCGCUGGUGCAGAAGGUGCUGGAGCGGGGUGGGGUCGUGGAUGAGGUGUUGGAUGCGUUGGAGGCGGUGGAUUUGGGGUGAUUUUGUGUGUUUGUGGGGGGUUGUGGUGUGUGGGUGGUGUGGGAGGGAGAAGGGGGGGAGGGUGUGAAGGGGGUUGUGGUAUUGUCAUGAUUCUUUUUUGUCUUCCCGUCCGUCCGUCCAUCCAGCCAUCCACCCAUUUGCAGCUGCGCCGCCGGUUAUUGUACAAUCCACCCCUUGUAUGUCUACAUAGUCAAGCCAUCCAGCCCAAUCAAAAGAUACCCAGCCACCCCUUCUUCGCCUUGUCCACCACCGCCUGCCUCUCCCCCUCCGUCAACCGCCUCGCUUCGUGUCCCCCAUCUUUCUUAGCCUCGCUACUCCCAGCAACAGCAGCAGCAGCAGCCCCCACCGGCACCGCCGCCUCCUCCCCACCCCUCCCCACCGCCACGGGGCUCGCAUCAUCCACACCCGCAUCC